This is a messenger RNA of Asterias rubens (European starfish), 3030 nucleotides long. RefSeq names its product tyrosine-protein kinase transmembrane receptor ROR2-like. Gene Ontology annotation, cellular component: signaling receptor complex. Gene Ontology annotation, molecular function: ATP binding; transmembrane receptor protein tyrosine kinase activity. NCBI's taxonomy places the organism in Eukaryota, Metazoa, Echinodermata, Asteroidea, Forcipulatida, Asteriidae. The record is from RefSeq and is a predicted model, not a curated record. Gene Ontology annotation, biological process: positive regulation of kinase activity; cell surface receptor protein tyrosine kinase signaling pathway; multicellular organism development. The coding region runs from base 198 to 2429 and encodes 743 amino acids. The transcript is spliced from 18 exons.
UGUGCAGGCGAAGUUGUUCAAUUACAUAUUAGGUAAAUUGAACAACGGUUAUAUAGAGGGAUUCUUGUGCAUGUUCCUGAAUAGUAGUCACAACUUUCACCUACGUGUCAGCUCUUAAUACAUCGGUGGUGUGUUUACUGUUCAUGACAUGUGUAACUAAAGAUAUGGCGUCAUUGUGAAUAUUCAGAAACGAUCCAAUGGGUUUAUCCUGUCUAGCUAGAAGGCUAUGGAUGAUAGGUUUCUUCAUUCUCUUACAUCAUACUCAAUCGACCAGGAGUUCGGUAUGUUGUACACCAGACGUGUGCACUGCCCCACCAUUGUGCUGCGAUGAGGAACAAAGAGUGAAUUCAAGCACAGUGGUGUUUGAUGUGAAGGUUGUGACGUCACUUGAAGAUGGAUGGAGCGUCCAGGCUAAUGUCAGCUGGGCGAGACCUCCAGGACACGAUUUCGAUGGAUAUGCGGUUGAAGUCGAUUACGACAGAAUAUCAUACGGGAUUUCGUGUGAUAUUAAAAACCCUGGUUACAAAACAACACGUACAGAGUCGAUUUAUCUGAAGGAUCUACCAUUUGGAUAUGAUGUCAAGAUCUAUGUAUAUUCUGCUAACCUAACUGCAAUGGUAAGAAACGGAAAGCGAUCGACUCUGAGAGUUAUUGAGCUACCAGAUUGUUUUGAGAGUACACAAGAUUUGCAGUUCUGUCAGACAAAAGUUGUACCAAUUUUGUCGAAGCCUAUAGGACUGCGUGUGGAUAACAUAACAACGCGGGUAGAUACUACGAAAGGUACACCAGUCGGUAUGUUUAACGUAUUUUGGCACCCACCAGCCCAGAUACCAGUCGACAGAAUGAUAGGGCAGUUUGAAGUCGUGGUGAUACGAUCUGACAGUCAGUUUAAAACUUUCACCAGCGAAUUGGUUGUUCCAGCGCCAAGCCAGAUGAUGUACACUAACCCGUUCGAUGUCUCAUUCGAACAUUCAUUUCAAAUUGAUGUUCCGUCUAACUGGACCGAGGUUAUUGAAAUCAGGGUACAGGGCUUUCUUAACAGUGGAAACAAAUCCUGCAGGAGCAAUUCGCUUCAAUGUACUGGUAGGACUGCUGUGCUUCUGCAACACGUUAAUAUCACCAAAGACACACCUAAAGCACAUCUUCCUCCAGAUGAUUUCUGGAUAAUUGUGGCCAGCUGUUCAGCCGGUGCUCUUGUUGUUUUGUUUGUGGUGAUUUGCUUCAUCUGCCUUUGGCGUAAAAGAUCCGGCAUAACAUCUGUAAAGGAUACCAGACGUUCUGAACGCUUUUCAAAAAAGGAAUUUGACCGGAGUUUAUUGAGAGGUAGUACCGAGAUCGGACGAGGAAGCUUUGGUGUUGUGUACAAAGCUGUAGCCUUUGGUUCACUAAAAGGGAUAGCAGGCUUCUACCCUGUUGCAGUCAAAAGUAUCAAAGGCAAUGCAACUGAAACAAUGAAGAAGCAAUUUUUGGAUGAGAUUGAAUUGAUGUAUGAAAUCGGUUCUCAUCCCAACAUUUUAACCUUGCUUGGAUGUUGCACUAUUGAGGAACCUUAUCUUCUCCUGACAGAAUUUAUGAAAUACGGAGACCUUCUUCAUUUCAUGUGGAAAAGCAGAGAGAGUAAGUCAGCUGAGGAGGAUUCUAUAUAUAAAGUUACUGAAAAAUCAAAGCUUCAAAUAGCUAGGCAGAUAGCACGUGGUAUGGAAUACAUUUCCAUGACACGCUAUUACCAUGGUGAUCUUGCAGCCAGGAAUGUUCUGGUAGGAGCAAAUCUUCAGAUUAAGGUAUCUGACUUCGGUCUAGCAGCUGAUAUAUAUGCACGGGGAUACAAGAGGCUGGAACCAGACGAAAAACGACCUAUGAAAUGGGUUAGUCUGGAGACCAAUCUUACUGGGAAAUGUACGAUUGAAGCUGACGUUUGGUCAUUCGGCAUCGUGUUGUAUGAAAUUUUCACACUAGGAGAUGCCCCAUAUCAGGGUGUACAGAAUGCGGAGCUUCUCCCCAAAUUAAAGCGAGGCUAUCGUCUGGACCAACCAGAAGGCUGCCCUCUGGAGGUGUAUGAUAUUAUGAGACAGUGUUGGUUGGAGUAUCCCUUAUUGCGACCUUCUUUUACUAAACUCUCAGAGUUGUUAGAUGAGUUAUUGGCAAAAGACUCGGACUACAUGGACCUAGAUGGGGCAGCAGCAAGUAUGGAUGGAGUCAAACCGGAAACCGUUCAAUCAAAUGAAUUGUCUAAUCUAUCUGGAGAACCAGACGAAUUGAAUUUAUGGCUACACAUCACGGGUGAAGUUCCAGAGAGUGUCAGGACACUAGACUUUGUCCCAUUUACAGCCGAUGGUACUUUGAGUGAUGACUCAGGGCAGUUCAUGGAAAUGAAGGACAUACAGUUUGAUCGUUUUCGUGACAGUGACAAAAUGACGCUGACUGAAUGAAUACAAGAAUAACCGGUGGUGUCGAGGUCUUUACUACGCGGAUUUAAGCAUUCUGAUUUACAAGCCUGCGUUACAGGGCGCUGUGAGAAAUAAUGUUCGCAAACAUGAUAUAAAAUGGCACGAAGAAUAAGUUUGCUCAAAAUGCUGCUUCUGAAAAGGAUUGUUGGUAAUUAAUGAAAUGGUUAAAAUGAAGGGGCUUUUGUUUUUGCCAUAUGUAAACCAGUUUGUGUUUAUUGCAAUCGUGAUGCUACUGAACUGAGUAUACUAUAGCAAUAACAUACAUAAAGUCAAUAAUAUCAAGAAACCAAUGGGUGAAACAAAGCAUCUCAAGUUAGGAUUUGGGUGUCACGAUGGCCUGCCUGAGAUGAAAUGUUUGACUCCUCUUUUCUUACAAAUAAGAUGCAUCUACUUCUUGUAAAGAUCUUAAGAGAACAGCUCAAUACAGAUACUUAUUAAAAUGCAUAAACGCAUGUACCAAUGCGUAUAGGCCUAAUACUUAGAAUCAAGUAGGAUAUUUACAUCUCUGGUUGUUGUUGUUGUUUAAACAUGGACUAUAACGGAUUAUUGAUAUAGCCAAUAUUACUAUUUUUGUACAAGAAAU